GAGCAAUUGAUACGCAAAGCAGCUGAAACCCUCAGAUCCGCGAGCGAAAGAAGGCGGACAUCGCUAUGCUCCUCGACCACUCCGCCAUCGCUCGAUUUCAGCAGCAAAGCAUCAAAUGAGAAGGGACUAUGCGUCCCCUUCUCUUCAUCCUUCGCCGUUAGCACCUUCUUCUGCCUCCAUUUGUCGCCGGCCAUGGAAAUUAACCUCCCUGGCAUCUGCAACCUGACCUCGGACCUCCCCAGAAUCCAAAACCACGACGCGUCGAGGUUUUCCUGCUCGUCGGUCGACGCCAAGACCGCCAAACGCGCAAAGCUCGAGCCUUUUGGCGGUCUGGGUCUGUGUUCCGCAGGGAAGAUCCGAUCUUGUGCCGUCGUCAGGUGUUCGACCUCUCAGGAGAAUUGCCUGAGGCCGAAACCACAGCCGAGGCCGAAGAAACCGGUUGUUGAGGAUGCCGCCCCUGGGUCGAAUUCUGCCAACGCUUCCGGAUUGUGCAGUCAAAUCGAGAAGCUGGCGUUCCUCAAGAUGUAUAGCGAAGCUCUAGAAUUGUUUGAGAUCUACACAUCGAAGCGCAGGCUCGUCGCAGCUGACGCCAGCACCUACGAUGCUCUCAUCAAUGCCUGUAUCGGACUGAAAUCGACCAGAGCGUUGAAUUCGGUGUUUCAGCAUAUGAUCGAUGCUGGUUUUGAGAUGGAUCAGUAUAUGUGGAACCGUUUGCUUGUCAUGCAUGUGAAAUGUGGCAUGAUGAAGGAUGCACGAAGACUGUUUGAUGAAAUGUCUGAGAGGAACCUUGUGUCGUGGAGCAUCAUGAUAUCCGGUCUUGUGGAUGAGGGGUCCUAUGGGGAGGCAUUUGACCUGUUCUUAUUGUUGUGGGAAGAGGAAUCGGAUGCCAGUCCGCGAAUCUUUUCAACCAUCAUAAGGGCAGCCACUGGACUGGGCUUCACUCUUACAGGUAUGCAAUUGCAUUCAUGUGUUGUCAAAUUGGGAGUUACGGACAAUAUCUUCGUUGCCUGUUCUCUCAUUGACAUGUAUAGCAAAUGCGGAUGCAUCGAAGAAGCUCAGUGCAUAUUCGAUGAGUUGCCUGAGAAGACAAUUGUUGCAUGGAACGCGAUUAUAGCGGGCUAUGCUCUUCAUGGAUACAGUGAGGAGGCUUUGGAUAUGUACUAUGAGAUGCAAGGUGCCAAUGUUAAGAUGGACCAAUUUACCUACUCAAUCUUCUUUAGAGUAUGUGCUCGGUUAGGCUCGGUAGAACUUGCAAAGCAAGCUCAUGCAGGUCUCAUCCGGAAUGGUUUCCGGUCAGAUAUAGUGGCAAGUACUUCUUUGGUUGAUAUGUACUGUAAAUGGGGCAGGAUGGAAGAUGCUAGGAAUGUUUUCGAUAAAAUGCCACAGAAGAACCUUAUAUCUUGGAAUGCACUGAUAGGUGGAUAUGGGAACCAUGGCAUGGGAGAUGAGGCUGUUAAGAUGUACGAGAGAAUGUCGAAGGAUGGGAUGGUCCCCGACCAUGUAACCUAUCUUGCUGUCUUAGGUGCAUGUAGCCAUUCUGGUUUGUUUGAGAAGGGGAGAGAGAUUUUUGAGUCAAUGUGUCAAGACCCAAAGAGAAGCCCGCGAGCAAUGCAUUAUGCUUGUAUGAUUGAGUUGUUUGGUCGAGAAGGAUUACUGGAUGAAGCUUUCGCUUUGAUAAAAAAUGCUCCAUUUAGCCCCACAAGGAACAUGUGGGCAGCAUUGUUGACGGCUUGUCGGGUACACAAGAACUUGGAACUGGGCAAAUUUGCUGUAGAAAAACUUUUUGGCUUGGAACCUGAAAAAUUAAGUAAUUACAUUGUUCUUCUCAAUAUAUAUAAUAGUUCUGGGAGGACAAAGGAGGUUGCUAAUGUUCACAAUGCCUUGAAAAGCAAGGGCAUUAGACUUCGUGAAGCUUGCAGUUGGAUCGAGAUAAAGAAACAGCAGCACAAAUUCCUUUUCGGUGAUAAACUGCAUCCGCAGAAGGUCCAAAUCUAUGAGAAACUAGAUGCCCUGAUGGAUGAGAUAGUGAAAUUAGGUUACAUUCCUGAUGAAAAAACUUUGCUUCCUGAUGUGACAGAGGAUGAACAAAGAAUGCUUACUUACCACAGUGAGAAGCUAGCAAUUGCUUUUGGGCUAAUGAGCACAACAAAUUUUACUCCCCUGCAAAUUGUUCAAGGUCAUCGAAUCUGUAACGAUUGUCAUACCGUGAUCAAGCUCUUUACCUUGCUUACAAAAAGGGAGAUCGUCGUACGAGAUUCAAGCCGAUUUCACCAUUUCAGAUGCGGUAAUUGUUCCUGUGGUGAUUACUGGUAACUAUACUUUGUCUUACGAAAUAGGUAGUAUAUCUGGAACCGAGGCAGUUAUAAAAAUGUUUGGAGAGUUGAACUGAAGAGGAAAGUUAAAAUUUAUGCUUAAUAAAGCUUUACCAUUCAAUUCUUUUCCAACUAUAGCCCCAAAUAAUGUUAGUAUAUCAUGUUACUGAUGUAGAAGGAUAUCAAUUCUUCUUGCUAAUGAAUUCCAAUUUUUGCGAA
Molecule: messenger RNA, 2531 nt
Organism: Zingiber officinale
Lineage: Eukaryota; Viridiplantae; Streptophyta; Magnoliopsida; Zingiberales; Zingiberaceae
Product: pentatricopeptide repeat-containing protein At5g50390, chloroplastic-like
Exons: 1
Coding region: 193-2313 (706 amino acids)
Biological process (GO): RNA modification
Molecular function (GO): protein binding; zinc ion binding; RNA binding
Source: RefSeq, a predicted model, not a curated record